Molecule: messenger RNA, 3077 nt
Organism: Haliotis rubra (blacklip abalone)
Lineage: Eukaryota; Metazoa; Mollusca; Gastropoda; Lepetellida; Haliotidae
Product: EF-hand domain-containing family member C2-like
Exons: 11
Coding region: 144-2396 (750 amino acids)
Biological process (GO): regulation of neuron projection development
Cellular component (GO): microtubule
Molecular function (GO): calcium ion binding
Source: RefSeq, a predicted model, not a curated record
GCGGCUUCAAAACUGGUCUUCCUUGGCAACCCGUCAACAGCGAGUCAGGCGUCAAGAAAUAACAGCUCAGACUGGAUGUAAAUUGAAGUCAUCUCACAGAUCCAGGAGAGUGUACACAUUACCGACAUUGCAGCGACUUCAGCAUGGCGUUGCCAUUUUUACCAGGGAAUUCCUUCACUAGCAGCAUGGGAAAAACAAAGUACCACAAAUCUCAUCACUUCGACAAUUGCAACGAUGUCUCGAUGCUGGUGGGUCAUGAGAAGCCAGGUAUUGGUGGUGAGCCUCUCCUUGGACAGAAACUGAGACCUAAAAACUCAGUGUUCCCCAGUGGGGAGGGUACCAAUGUUCCAGCUUGGGUGGCCUUCGACAGGCAGGUCCUUUGUUUUGAUGCUUUCUUCCAGGAGGCUGUUCAUGAGAAGAGAGAAGAACAGUUCCGAAUCAGGAAUUGUAAGAUCUACUUCUACUUGGAGGAUGAUUCCAUCCAGGUUAUAGAGCCAAGAAUAAAGAACGGUGGCGUUCCUCAAGGAACCCUGAUCCGAAGACAUCGGGUGCCAAAACCACCACCACAUGAUGACGUGUUCUACACAGUGGAGGACUUCAACAUCGGAGUAGAACUCAAUCUGUACUCCAAGGUCUUCAAAAUCACAGGCAGUGACGAGUUCACUCAGAACUUCCUCAGGAAACUCGGCGUUCGGAUCAACGGCCCAAGUGACAUUCCUACUGAUCCCUACGUCCAGCACCGGAAAGCUAUGGACGAAAGCAUGCAGCCACUGCGCCCCUACGAGAAGCAUGACACUCUCAAACAGUUCCUGGACCAUGACCGUCAUGUUCUACGUUUCUACUGCUACUGGGACGACAGUGAUAACAUGUUCGGUGAUCCAAGGGAGAUGAUCCUGCACUACUUCCUGGCUGACGACACGAUUGAGAUUCGCGAGUGCAUCCCACCAAACUCCGGCCGUGAUGCUGUCCCGGUGUUUGUCCGCCGAGGGAAACUGCCCAAAGAUGUAGAUUCCCUGAAGCAACCGGGCACCGUCACUGACCGUACAGUUCUCAAUGUAUUUGGACCAACUGGACACGGUGGCCGAUACAUUCUGGACAGCUUGAAGACUGGAGCUGUUCACACUGAAUUCUACAAGGACACCGACCUGUCUAUAGGGUCUGUGUUGAAUGUAUGGGGACGGAAGUUCCUGCUUACUGACUGUGACCAGUUCACUCAGGAGUACUACAAGACCAAGUAUGGCAUCGAGGAGUUCUCACCCAUCAGCUACAAGCAGACCCCCAGCCGAGGGGUAAGGAAAACCUUCCCUCCUUUCAAUGGGUUCGGAAGUGAGGAGGAUUCUCUGUGUUCCUGCAUGGGCCUGAUGCCCAAACCUCCCAAGAGAGACUUCAUCAAGUUCAUGGAGAAGGACCGGCAUGGGCUGGACAGUAACGUCCUUCGCUUCCUGGGCCGCAUGAACACCAGCAAGCCCAUCGACAUGGACAGGCGUUUCAUCAUCUCCUACUUCCUCAGUGACGACAGUGUGCUGGUGUUUGAGCCUCCCGUCAGAAACUCAGAAUCUGCACCACAAACAGAAGGAGGAAUCAUUGGUGGCAAGUUCCUUGAGAGAGGCCGAGUAAAGAAGCCCGGCCAGGAGCCCUACAGCACAGAGAUCUCCAGCUACUACACAGCUCAGGACCUGUUUGUUGGAGCUAGUGUGGAGUUCAAUAAGUUCAAGUUCAUCCUUAUUGAUGCUGAUGAAUAUGCAUUCAGAUACAUGGAGGAGCACCCCGCAGAAUUCCCCAUAGCUAAUGUGAAAGCUAUCUGCCAGAAAGUGUCCAGCCAAAUUGGCCAGAACAAGGAGGAUAUCCGAGCCUUCUUUGCCAGGAACGACUCCAGUGGCAAUGGCAUUGUGUCAUAUGAACAGUUCAGUGGUCUCCUGCGACAGAUUGAUAGUUCCCUGACAGAGCAUGAGAUUAUGACAGUGGCACGGUACUACAGCGAGCAGAGGCCUGAGGAUGCCAUGGACCACCUGAAACUUGUUGCCAUCAUACAGGAACAGCUAAGGAAGAGGAACUUUGAAGGUUUUGGAACCCUGGUUCAGAGCUUCCUGCACGCUGACAAAGAAAAAUCUGGCUUCCUGGACGUAGAGACUAUCCGCACAGUAUUCCAUGCUCAUCAUGUUCCCCUACCUGAUGAUCUUCUGCGUGCAGGAAUUGCAUCUGCACCUGCCAAUGAGAGUGGCUUAAUCCUGUAUGAGGAAUUUGUGAAGCAGAUCAACUGGCGUGAUUUCCCAGUACCACCAAUGCAGUUUCAGCCUGUGUCUGAAGAAGCUGACUGGGCAGGCACCGCUGCCAAGAAUGCUGUCAAUGCAGUCAACUACCAGGCCAUGCUUUCAGAUGUGUUUGGUUCCAGUUAAUUGAGCAUUUCCUUUCACAGACUUAAGCAGCAAUCCCAUUACAUUAUAGGGAAAUAUCUCAACUAUGUGGAAAUUAAUUGACAUUUGUAUAUAUAGAUAUGGAAAGUUGUACAGGAAUUUGUCUGAAGUUUAUGUAAGUGGUGUGUUUCCCAAAUGAUUUCAGUAAAGAAAUUAACUCACAUAAUGUCAUUAAUAAAACAUUCAUUAUUCAUUCUGGAAACAGUUUUCAAAGCCAGUUGUACUGAUCAACUAUCACACACAGACAUGAUCAAUGCAGCAGGUUUAGGCCUGAUUAUUUGACCACUUUAAUGAAAUGUUUAAUGAUAUGGAACAAGUUGAUGUUCAUCAAGUUGUGAAAGAAAGUUUUUAGCAUAAUUUAUCUUUGUUUUACAUCCUUGUCAUCAUGAUCAGUUUGUUACUGUAUCCUUUAGAUGUUUUUUAUGGAUCUUUGUGAAAUAAUGUUUUCAUAAUAUCUGAGAUGCCUGUGAUAUUAAGUUAAAUAUAUACAUGUUUUACCAAAAAUGCAAAAUCAGUCAGAACUAUAUUUUGAUCAGUGCUAGCAGUGUUCACGAAUGGUGUUUCAAUGUAACAGGACAUUGGGUCCUGUAAGUUUCAGAUGUCUGUCUGACCCAUUGAAAAUUCACAGGACCCAUAGAAUAAAAUUAAACACACAUUUCAGAU